AUGAUUUCCAAGAUCACGGAAGACAGCAGUUCUCCUGCCGCGUUCGAUGCGACAAUGCCAAUCGCUGUCAUUGGCAUUGGUUGUCGUUGUGCUGGCGAUGCCACCAAUCCCGAAAGCCUCUUCGAGAUGGUCAAGAAAGCUCGCGAAGCUUGGCAACCCAUUCCCAAAGAUCGUUACAACAACAAGGCAUUCUACCAUCCCGACGCAAAUCGUAAUGGAACGUCAAACAUUGUUGGCGGUCACUUUCUCAAGGACUCGCCGGGUCACUUCGACGCACCAUUCUUUGGAAUGACAAGUUCUGAAGUUGGAGUCAUGGAUCCACAGCAGCGCCUACUACUGGAAACCUCAUACGAGGCCUUGGAGAAUGCUGGCAUUCCCAUGAAUAAACUUGUCGGCAGCGAUGCAUCUUGUUUCGUCGGAUCUUUCUGUCGAGACUUUUCGGAAAUGCAACUCCGAGACACUGAGAAUCUUCCAACGUAUCAACCUACUGGAGCUGGACCUUCGCUCGCUUUCUUGUCCAAUCGUCUCUCUUACUAUUACGAUUGUCGAGGUCCUAGUGUCUCUGUUGACACAGCUUGCUCGGCUAGUCUUGUGGCAUUGCAUCUUGGAUGUCAGACUAUCAGAACAGGUGAAUCGAAGAUUUCGAUUGUUGGCGGCUCAAACGUGCUACUUAGUCACGAGAUUAUGAUUGGCAUGAGUGCCAUGAGAUUCCUCUCCCCAGAUGGUCGUUGUUACUCAUUCGACCAUCGUGCCAACGGCUAUGCUCGAGGAGAAGGUGCAGUGUGUAUCAUCUUGAAGUCCCUGGACGACGCCCUGAGAGAUGGUGAUACCAUUAGAGCCGUCAUCCGCAAUACAGGCUGUAACCAGGAUGGCAAGACCAAUGGUAUCACAAUUCCCAAUCGUGAUGCCCAGGAGGCUCUGAUCCGAAGCGUUUAUGCGAAAGCCGGCUUGGAUCCUGUGAACACCACCUACGUUGAAGCGCAUGGUACUGGAACCCCUGCUGGAGAUCCCCUCGAGACUGCAGCAUUGUCAAGCGUUUUCUGUCCUGGUAGACCUGCUGACGAGCCACUCGUGAUUGGCUCCAUCAAGUCUAACAUGGGCCAUCUUGAGGGUGCUAGCGGCUUGGCUGGGUUAGUCAAGUUGAUCAUGAUGCUCGAGAGCAAGACUUAUUUACCUAAUCGCAACUUCGAGAAGGCGAACCCUCGCAUUCCUCUAGAGGACUGGAAACUGAAGGUUCUCACAGAGCCUCAGUUUUGGGAGUGUAGCCAGGUUCGCAGAGCAUCGAUCAACAGUUUCGGCUAUGGUGGAACAAACGCACAUGCCAUCCUGGACGAAGCUGAAGGCUACUUGACCUCCAGACGACUUACUGGCUCUUGGAGAACAACCAUCGUUGAUGAAGAGCCUGUGACUCUCGAAGAGCCUCUGACUCCCGACGAACCCGUACAAGUCAGAAAGAAUGUCUUCGUUCUCUCUGCUUUCGACGAAAAAGCCGGUGUAGCAUACGCGGACAAACUGGCAAGUCAUCUACGAAGCUCGACCAAGUCUAACGACUACCUGACAGAUCUCUCGUACACUCUCAACGAGAGAAGGUCGAGAUUUGCAUGGCGGCGAGCUUUCAUCGCAGACUCCAUCGAUGAUCUCACGGUCAAGUUGACCGCUAAGGAUUUGAAGUUCACCAAGUCGGGUAAGACUCCUCUUCUUGGCUUUGUCUUCACCGGUCAAGGUGCCCAGUGGCACGCAAUGGGUCGUGAGCUCCUGAAGUCAAACCCCAUCUUUCGCAACACCAUCACACAGGCAGACGUGUACCUCCAAGAGAUCGGUGCUAAGUGGUCUUUGAUCACAGAACUGAGCUUGGACGCAAAGACAAGUCGUGUCAAUCUUGCGGCGUUCAGUCAGCCUUUGUGCACUGCAAUUCAGGUCGCCAUCGUGGACGUACUUGCCGCUUGGGGCAUCAGGCCUUCUUCUGUGACUGGUCACUCUUCGGGAGAGAUUGCUUCGGGCUAUGCUGCUGGGGCCCUCAGUCUUGAGGAUGCACUUACACUGGCCUACCACCGUGGUGUUGUAGCUUCCGAGAUCAAGGAUAUCAGUGUUGUACCUGGUUCUAUGAUGGCUGUGGGACUCACGCCUAAUGACGCCACUCCAUACCUUGCAGAGCUCGAAUCAGGCAAGGCAGUGAUUGCUUGUGUGAACAGCCCUUCAAGCAUCACAAUCUCUGGAGAUACAGUCGCAGUGAAUGAGCUUCACGCCACCCUCGAAGCCAAGGGUAUAUUUGCAAGAAAACUCGCUGUCGAGGUCGCCUAUCACUCGCACCAUAUGCAGCUGGUUGCCGACCAGUAUAAAGCCGCCAUACAGGACAUCAAACCCAAGCUUGCAUCCGAUGUUGUGUUCUACUCAUCGGUCACCGGUGAACGUCUCACUACAAACGAGUUACACGCGGACUAUUGGGUUGCCAACAUGGUCGGCCAAGUGAAAUUCGCUGACUCGAUCAAAGCACUUUAUCUUGACAAGAAAGCGCUCAGGGAGAGACGUAGACGUACAGCACCCACUGCAGUCGAUAUCACGGUCGAGAUUGGUCCUCAUUCCGCGCUCGCCGGACCAAUCAAGCAGAUUGUCAAAGCAAAUCCGGUCAUGGACAAAGCCAAGCCACCGUAUUUCUCCGCAUUGCUCAGAGGGAUAGAUGCGGAAGACUCUGUCUUUAGCUUGGUUUGUCAACUGUUCGAACACGGUUACAACAUCGACUUCUCUGCCAUCAGAGGAGCCGUAGGCAGAAAGGCUAGCAAAGUGCUCGUCGAUCUUCCACCGUACGCCUGGAAUCACGCCAAUCUUCUAUGGACCGAGUCUCGCAUCUCCAACAGCUACAAGAACAGAAAGCAUCCAAGGACAGACCUGCUCGGUGUUCGUGAUAUUAACUCAAACUCCAUCGAGCCCAGGUGGCGUAAUGUCCUGAGAGCAAGUGAGAAUCCUUGGAUCAGAGACCAUAAAGUCCAGGGCAAUAUGGUCUACCCUGCCGCCGGAUUCAUCGCAAUGGCGAUCGAAGCAGCAGCCCAAUCAGCCAGUGACUCUGAUGUUCACGUCGAAGCAUUCUCUCUUCGCAACGUUGUGAUUGGUGCUGCUCUGCUAGUCCCAGAGGAAGGUCCAGAGAUGGAGACAAUGAUCACACUGCGGCCUUACAAUGAGAGCGCCAAAGCAACUUCGAAUGUAUGGCAAGAGUUCUGCAUCUUCUCUGUCAGCAGUACCGAUGUCUGGACUGAACACUGCCGCGGUCUGAUCUCGACAGAAAAGCCUGGCAAGAUCAGCGAGGUCGAUGGUGAGACUGUCAUCGCGGAAACUCAAGCUGAUUACCAGAGCAAAGCAUCACUCAUCUCGUCCAUGAGCGAGUCAAAGGUCGAUGUGGAAAGUUUCUACGAGCAGCUCAGAGACGUUGGUCUCGAGUAUGGUCCUACCUUUGCAAAUCUGAUUGAUGUUCGAUCCGGUCCUGGGGCUUCGACUGGCACCAUUAUCCUUGCUGACACUGCGCAAACAAUGCCUGCCAAGUUCGAGUAUCCUUUUGUCGUUCAUCCAUCCACGCUAGACAGUUGUCUGCACCCGCUCUUCCUUGCAGUUUCGGAUGACGGUCUGACUGCGGCGAUCCCCACCUUCAUCGAGCACCUCAGUGUGUCUGCCUCGAUUCAGCGUACUGCUGGUCGCAAAUUUGACGUUUAUGCUCAGAGCAAAACAUCAGAUGUCAGACAGCACACAACAUCCCUUCUCGUCACCGAUACAGGCUCACCAGUGAUCGAAAUCGACGGCUUGAUUUGUACUGAACUGGGCCAAGACGACAUGGGAGGCUCGCACGAGACGACCAAGCCGAUCUGUUUUGAUAUCAAGUGGCAACCCGAUGUCGGUUUCCUCGGGCGCUCGGCUCUUCAUGAUCUGUGCAGCGAAGACGGUCUGCUGUCCUACGUUGAUCUUCUUGCUCACAAGCAGCCACAACUGAGAAUUCUUGAACUCGACCCGUCAACAUCCCUGACCGUCAGGCUACUCGAAACACUCGGAUCUGGCUCAGGUCCUGGGGUCAGAUUCCUUUGUUACGAUAGCGCUUUUGCUUCUAAAGAGUAUCUGAACGAGCACGCCAAUCGUUGGGCUGGUCUGGCGAGAUCGAAGCCGCUUGCACUUCAUCAAGAGCUUGAGCCUCAAGGUUUCGAGAAAGGCUUCUACGAUUUGAUCCUCGUGAAGGGCAUUGAGAUUGAGAGCAAGGUACCCAUUCUCUCGGGGCUGCUUAGAAAGGGCGGUAGCUUGGUCUUCGUGGAUACAUCGCGCUCGGUCACCGCCUCGCUGGCAGAGACCAAGAUGACCGUGUAUCAAAAUCAAGAUGUCAUCCUUGCGAUCGAUGAGUCAACGCCUGAAGUCAGUCUUCCCGAACUCAAUAUCAUCGUAGACGAGGGAUCCAGUCUGGUGGAUGUCGAAGCUCUUCAGAAGAAGUUCAGCUCGAUUGGAGUGCAAACCAACCUCAACUCUUUCCAUGAUGCGGACGUCAAAGACAAGGUCUCGAUUGUUUUGCUCGACAACAGCGCUGAUCCCAUCUCAUCUCCUGACGAGAAGCUAUUCGAGGCAUACAAAACCGUGUAUCUCGGUGGUUUGGGCACCCUUUGGAUCACUCGUGGGGCCACAAUCAACCCAACUUCGCCUGGAGCCAAUAUGAUCACUGGUCUCUCGCGUGUGGUCAGAGCUGAGACAGCUGGUGUCAUGACAGUGACGCUGGAUCUCGACGAAGAGCAAGAUUCGGACCUUGACACCAUUUUCGAGGUCGUCACCAAAAGCUUCAAUCUCAAUAACAGCGACAAUAAGUCUAUUGAGGUCGAACUGGUCAAGCGAGAUGGUUCAUUGAUGAUACCGCGCAUUGUUGAGGAUGUUAAGAGCAACAGACACAUUGCAUCACGCACUAUUGCACCUGUGCCCGAUGCACAGCCUUUCUGGCAGCCUGGUAGAUCCCUGAUCAUGGAUAUCAAAACGCCUGGCUUACUUGACACCUUGCAUUUCAAUGACGAUGUCAGAAUGGAAGGCAAAUUGUCGAGUGAUUCUGUCGAGAUCGAAGUCCGCGCUUCGGGCAUGAACUUCAAGGAUGUCAUGAUGGCGAUGGGCCAAGUCAAGACUGAGCCACUCGGUCUUGAGUGCAGUGGUGUGGUUACCGCUGUGGGCAAUAAUGUGGCGGGUUACAGCGUCGGCGACCGCGUGGUCACCUAUGCUCAAGGUACCUACUGCAACCGUCUUCGCCAACAAGCAUGCGCCGUACAGAUCAUCCCCGAUGAUAUGUCGUUCGAGACCGCAGCAACCAUUCCCAUCGUUUUCUGCACAGCCUACCAUUCGAUCUUUGAGGCAGCUAGACUGCGCAAGGGUGAGAGUAUCCUGAUCCAUGCGGCAUCUGGAGGACUCGGUCAGGCAUUGAUUAUGCUGUGCCAGAUGAUCGGCGCCGAGGUGUUCGCCACUGUCGGUGCAGCAGAGAAGAAGCAAUUCCUGAUGGACACCUACAACAUUCCAGAUGAUCACAUCUUCAACAGUCGUGAUGGCACAUUUGCCAAACGCGUCAUGAGGGCAACCGCAAACAAGGGCGUUGAUGUAAUCAUGAACUCUGUUGCUGGAGACGCACUGCGCCUAACAUGGAGCUGUAUCGCUCCUUUCGGCCGCUUUGUCGAACUCGGACGUAGAGAUUUCGAGCUCGACACUCGCUUGGACAUGCGCAAAUUUGCUCUCAACGUCAGUUUCUCGGCCGUUGACUUUGUUCACCUCGCCAAAGCCCGCCCUGCGCAGACCGGCGAGAUGUGGAAACAGGUGAUGAAUCUCUUCCGAAGCAACGCUGUUCAGCCUGUGCAGCCCAUUGCUGUGUACCCUAUCGACCAGGCAGAAAGUGCACUGCGCGUUAUGCAGAAGGGAAGACACAUUGGCAAACUUGUGCUGACUUCUGAUGGAAAUCCUUCAGUCAAGGCUGUACCACGAGCUAUCUCGUUAACUCUCCUUCGCUCCGAUGCUUCGUAUCUGCUUGUGGGCGGACUCGGUGGCAUUGGCUGCGCUAUUGCCUCAUGGAUGAUUGCGCACGGUGCCAAAAACAUCAUUUUCGCCAACAGAAGCGGUCUCAAGAGACAAGAAGCUAGAGAUGCUGUCGCCCAGCUUGAGAGCGCAGGUGCACGCGUCAAAGUGUUCAGCUGCGACGUUGGAAUCGAGCAGGAUGUUUAGGGUUUUUUUAGGGUUUUUUAGGGUUAGGGUUAGGGUUAGGGUUAGG
Aureobasidium subglaciale EXF-2481 is the source of this 6256-nucleotide messenger RNA. RefSeq lists its product as uncharacterized. The coding region runs from base 1 to 6210 and encodes 2069 amino acids. The record is from RefSeq and is a predicted model, not a curated record. Gene Ontology annotation, biological process: secondary metabolite biosynthetic process; fatty acid biosynthetic process. Lineage: Eukaryota; Fungi; Ascomycota; Dothideomycetes; Dothideales; Saccotheciaceae. Gene Ontology annotation, molecular function: 3-oxoacyl-[acyl-carrier-protein] synthase activity; fatty acid synthase activity; oxidoreductase activity. The transcript has 6 exons.